This is a messenger RNA of Macrosiphum euphorbiae (potato aphid), 615 nucleotides long. NCBI's taxonomy places the organism in Eukaryota, Metazoa, Arthropoda, Insecta, Hemiptera, Aphididae. The record is from the annotation of a GenBank genome assembly.
AUGCAGUUUUUGACCGGUACAUCGCAGACGAGUGCCGGCGGCGGCGGUAUGUUCGGCGGCGCCGAUGGCGCGGAGCUGUACGCGGCCACGGCGUCGGCGCCUGACCAUUACUUUUGCCAGCGAAUGUUGUACGCGAUGCAGUUCGAUUCGGUGGCCGCGGCCGGCGCCGGUAUGUGUUCGCCGCUGUUACCGUCGUCGUUGUCGUCGCCGCCGUCACCGCCGUCGUCGUCGUCGUCGUCGUCGUCGCCGUUAUCGUCGUCAUCGCCGUCGUCGUUAUCGUCGUCGUCCUCGUCGUCGUUGUCGUCGUCGCCGUUAUCGUUGUCGUCGCCGUUAUCGUUGUCGUCGCCGUUAUCGUUGUCGUUGACGCCGUCGAUCGGCGGUCGUUGCUUCACGACAACCGCCGCCGCCGGGGACGUGAAAAUGAUGGACGCGUGCCCGGCGUCACCGGCCAACGAUCAUCAUCAUCAUCACCAUCUACAUCAUCACCAUCUUCAGCUGCAGCAACAGCACGCUGUCGAGAACAGGAAACGUCCGUUACAGGACACGUUGGACGGCGCUAACGUCAAGAGAACGCACAGUUCGUCCGUUGCAGGUAAGAAACGUCUAAUUAAAUAG